Messenger RNA from Fundulus heteroclitus (mummichog), 5236 nucleotides. RefSeq names its product insulin-degrading enzyme (gene ide). The transcript has 26 exons. The coding region runs from base 181 to 3117 and encodes 978 amino acids. Gene Ontology annotation, molecular function: metalloendopeptidase activity; metal ion binding. Gene Ontology annotation, cellular component: cytosol; mitochondrion; peroxisomal matrix. Gene Ontology annotation, biological process: peptide catabolic process. NCBI's taxonomy places the organism in Eukaryota, Metazoa, Chordata, Actinopteri, Cyprinodontiformes, Fundulidae. The record is from RefSeq and is a predicted model, not a curated record.
CGCCGCUAAGCCCAUGAUUUGUUUUCAGAGUACAAAGUAUGUUUAAGUGCAUUAACCGAACAGCCUACAUCACCAGAUAUCUCAAGUCAACAGGAAGCGGCGUCUGUGUUACCCAAGGUUUUAGCUAACAUCAAACUUUCAGCAAAUACUCCUUGGCUGGUAUCGUCCGUCCCGUUCAGAAUGACCGAACCGGCUGUGAGGAGGCUGGUCACCGAGAUCGUCCGCUCCCCGGAGGACAAACGGGACUACAGGGGCCUGGAGUUCAGCAACGGACUGAAGGCCAUGCUCAUCAGUGACCCAACGACAGACAAGUCCUCUGCUGCCUUGGACGUCCACAUAGGUUCCCUGUCAGACCCAGAGAACAUCUCAGGCCUGGCGCACUUCUGCGAGCACAUGCUGUUCCUGGGAACCGAGAAGUACCCCAAGGAGAACGAGUACAGCCAGUUCCUCAGCGAGCACGCGGGCAGCUCCAACGCCUUCACCAGCGGCGAGCACACCAACUACUACUUCGACGUGUCCCAUGAGCACUUGCAGGGAGCUCUGGACAGGUUUGCCCAGUUCUUCCUGUGCCCCCUGUUUGACGAGAGCUGUAAGGACCGGGAGGUGAACGCCGUGGACUCGGAGCACGAGAAGAACCUGAUGAACGAUUCCUGGAGGCUGUUUCAGCUGGAGAAGGCCACGGGCAACCCGAACCACCCCUUCAGUAAAUUUGGAACAGGUAACAAAUUGACCCUUGAAACCAGACCGUGCAAAGAAGGAAUUGAUAUCCGCCAGGAGCUGCUGAAGUUUCACUCUACGUAUUACUCCGCUAAUCUGAUGGGACUCUGCGUGUUAGGAAGAGAGUCUCUGGACGAAUUGACCUCCAUGGUGGAAAAGCUGUUUGAGGAAGUGGAAAACAAGAACGUUCCGGUCCCAGAGUUUCCUGAACAUCCGUUCCAGGAAGAGCAUCUUAAACAACUGUACAAAGUGGUUCCCAUUAAAGACAUCAGGAACCUAUAUGUGACCUUCCCCAUCCCAGACCUACAGAAGUACUACAAGUCCAACCCGGGACAUUAUCUGGGACAUCUGAUCGGCCACGAAGGACCUGGCAGUUUGUUAUCUGAGCUCAAAUCUAAAGGCUGGGUGAACACGCUUGUUGGGGGACAGAAGGAAGGAGCCAAAGGCUUCAUGUUCUUCAUCAUCAACGUGGACCUGACUGAGGAGGGUCUCUUGCACGUCGACGACAUCAUCUUCCACAUGUUCCAGUACAUCCAGAAACUUCGCACCGAGGGGCCUCAGGAAUGGGUGUUUGAAGAAUGCAAGGAUUUAAGCAGAGUAGCCUUCAGGUUCAAGGACAAGGAGCGACCCCGCGGCUACACCUCCAAAGUGGCGGGUUUACUGCACUAUUACCCUCUGGAAGAAGUUCUUGCCGCUGAGUAUCUUUUGGAGGACUUCAGGCCGGAUCUGAUUGAGAUGGUUCUGGAUAAACUGAGGCCAGAAAACGUCAGAGUUGCAGUGGUGUCAAAGUCAUUCGAAGGGCAAACAGACCAAACGGAGGAGUGGUACGGCACGCAGUACAAGCAGGAGGCCAUUUCAGAAGAGAGCAUGACGAAAUGGGCCAAUGCUGACCUCAACGGCAAGUUCAAGCUGCCGAUGAGAAACGAGUUCAUCCCAACCAACUUUGAAAUCUACCCCCUGGAGAAAGACUCUCCUUCGGUUCCAACUUUAAUCAAGGACACGGCAAUGAGCAAGGUGUGGUUUAAGCAGGACGACAAGUUCUUCCUCCCGAAGGCAUGCCUGAACUUUGAGUUCUUCAGCCCGUUUGCAUACGUGGACCCGUUGCAUUGUAACAUGGCAUAUUUGUACCUGGAGCUCCUCAAGGACUCCCUCAACGAGUAUGCAUAUGCAGCUGAGCUAGCAGGCUUGAGCUAUGACCUCCAAAAUACCGUCUAUGGGAUGUAUCUCUCAGUCAAAGGUUACAACGACAAGCAGCACAUCCUGCUGAAGAAGAUCAUAGAGAAGAUGGCAACGUUCGAGAUAGACGAGAAGCGCUUUGACAUCAUCAAAGAAGCAUACAUGAGGUCUCUGAACAACUUCAGAGCCGAGCAGCCUCACCAGCACGCCAUAUACUACCUCCGCCUCCUGAUGACUGAGGUCGCCUGGACCAAAGAUGAGCUCAAAGAGGCCCUGGAUGAUGUGACUCUCGUGCGCCUUCGGGCCUUCAUACCUCAGCUGUUGUCACGGUUACACAUCGAGACCUUGCUCCACGGCAACAUCACCAAGGAGUCGGCUCUCAGCAUGAUGCAAAUGGUGGAGGACACGCUCAUCGAGCACGCCCACACCAAGCCCCUCCUCCCCAGCCAGCUGAUUCGCUACAGGGAGGUGCAAGUCCCAGAUGGCGGCUGGUACGUUUACCAGCAGAGGAACGAGGUUCACAACAACUGCGGCAUUGAGAUCUACUACCAGACGGACAUGCAGGCCACCAACGAGAACAUGCUGCUGGAGCUCUUCUGCCAGAUCGUCUCGGAGCCCUGCUUCAAUACGCUGAGAACCAAAGAACAGCUGGGUUACAUCGUCUUCAGCGGCCUCCGUCGAGCAAAUGGGGUGCAAGGCCUGCGCUUCAUCAUCCAGUCCGAGAAGGCCCCCCACUACCUGGAGAGCCGCGUGGAGGCCUUCCUCUACACCAUGAAGACGACUCUGGAGGAGAUGAGCGACGAGGCCUUCCAGAAGCACAUCCAGGCCUUGGCCAUCCGGCGCCUGGACAAGCCCAAGAAGCUGUCCGCAGAGUGCGCCAAGUAUUGGGGGGAGAUCAUCUCUCAGCAGUAUAACUUUGACAGAGAUAACAUUGAAGUUGCACAUCUGAAGACGCUGACAAAGGAAAACAUAAUAAACUUCUACAGAGAGCGGCUCACAGUGGAAGCUCCAAAGAGACACAAGGUGUCUGUUCAUGUCCUCUCCAGAGAGAUGGACUCCUGUCCAAUAGUCGGGGAGUUCCCUGCUCAGAACGAUGUCAAUCUGGCCCCUGCUCCUUCCCUGCCACAGCCCAUCUUGGUUCAGGACAUGACGGAGUUCAAGCGGAGCCUGCCUCUGUUCCCGCUGGUGAAGCCUCACAUCAACUUCAUGGCCGCCAAGCUGUGAGCCACGCCCGCCGGCGAGGACGGAGGGGGUGCGGUGGCUCCGUUUCCGCCCGCCUCGCUGAGCCUGCAUGACUGUGUGUGUUUAGAUGCGUGGGUACGGGUGGCCGGCGGCGGCCACUAGGGGAGCAGAUGCUCAGUAACUAAAGAACCCCCCCCCCUAAAAACUAGCCGUGGUCGUUUUAAAUAGCGGUCUCACUGGACUCACCUCAUGUUAAAGGAGACGCCACUCUCUCACGCUGUCGGUGCUGCCUAGGCUGCUGUACAGGAAGUAGAACCACUUUUAAAAAAAGAAAAAAAAAAUGUAACCGGAUCCCUUUACGCAGGAGCUUCACCACUAGGAGGCGCCGUCUUGCUUCAGGACGACGUUUUAUCCAACCGUACGCAUUUCCAGAGCCUUAUUCUAGUUUUUAAAGCCAUGUUUGCUUGGUGGGGGAGGAAGAGGAGGAGGAAGAGGAUGUUACCUGGUAAAACGUAGGGACCCUUUUGAGGAGCUGCUUUUAAACAAUCAGCCUCACAAGUUUUUUUUUUUUUUUGGCUUUUAUUGCAUAAAGUAGUUUGAAACACCUCAGGGGUAAAUCCACGCUCUUGUCGUUUUUUGGUUUUAAACGCUUUUUAGUUGUUUUCAUCGCUCCCCCCUCACCAAAAUCUCCAUGGAGAUCCGGACACUGUGCAUCUGUGUGUGUGUGUGAGACUUCCUGCUGCUGGUGCCUUUCCAGGGAGACACGAGUAAACUAUUAUUUUUCUUCUUUUUGUUUGUUUUCUGAAACCAAACGUGUCACUUUUGAUGUCAAAAGGAGCUGGAAGAGGAGGAGGAUGAGGGAGGGGGGGCAAAAGCCAGCUCCAGAUUUUAACGAGCAUUUCCUGAAAAAUAUGCACUUCUCUCACCAAGCAAUAAACGAAGCGUUCCUGACGGCGAGGGGUCUGCUGGGAGCGGCAGACGGAGGGGGGCGUGGCUUGUUGCUCUCUCAGGUGCUAGCCGCACUUUGUCCAGACAUGUCAUUUUUUUUUUUUUUAUUUAUUUAUUCUUCCUCCCGCCACGUCCCGCUUUCUAGGAUCGCAGGAGAUCUGAAUGUCUGUUAUGCUUCUUCGGCGUUUUCACUCGGUCUGGGUCACAGAUUAUUCGUUAAAACGGCGCCGCCGUCGUUUUCCUUUUUGUGGUCGAACCCAAAGACGACAAGCUAGCAAGCAGCAUACGGUGAACGUUAAAAAAUAAAGCAGUUUUCAAGUGCACUACGGCACAAAUAUUAACAUUACAUAUCAGGCUUGGGUAGGGGCACACACCUCGUGAAGUACUUAGAGAGUGGUUUAUAUUUAGAUGUUUUUUGUUUUUUUUCCCUUUUUGAUUCUUGAAUGUCUUCAACACACGGCUGCGAUUGGUUGGUUGCGCUUCGGCGCCGGCGGAGAGCGCUGAUGAUUUUUAGGUUUGGCGUUUUUAUGUUUUCUGUGUGUUUCUAAAUAAUAAACAAGUGAACGGCAUCACUGCUGUGGUUUCUUUUUCUUCCGGGUCAAACUGCACUCGGCCAACUCACCGUUUGCAAAAAUACAUUUAUUCACAGAUGUGACAAGUCAAAGGUUCACAACAAAAUUCAUUUUAUUCCACUUUUUUUUUUACUGUUGGCAGAGGCUGAUGACUGCAGUGAGAGGCUGUGGUUCGCAGGCAGAGAUUCUUCCAUACAUAAUCCAAAGCUUGAUUUUCAGUAAUUCAGUUCAAAAUUGGAAGCUUAAGACUCUUUACAGUCAGUUGUUUUUGUAUUUUUCUUAAAAUAUUUUAGGAAAAUAUCUAAUCUGUGGCUCCUUCUGCAUGAAUUACUGGAGUUAAGGUGCAUCGGUUAACCUUUUUUCCUUCCACUAAACUUUCCAGUACUAAGCUUUGACACUGCAGCUGAGCCGUCUUCUCCAUGAUGGUCAUUUGGUUUAUGCAGAGAGAAAAAAACUGUUACAGAAUGAUGCUUAGGCUGUAUUCACAGAAGAUAAACUGAAAUAAAAACCUGAAAUAUCACUGAUUGUAAUGAAUCUUUAUGAAAUCCACUUUCUGAAUUACUGAAACAGCAAUUUCUCAAAUUUAUUUUUUCCAUUGCAGAGGCACACUUUAUAUUUGUGUCCAUGAAACUACAAAAAAA